AUGGCUGCAAAACGAUUUGCAGCAUGUUUUCUUAGGCUGGUUUUGAUCUCCCUACUAGUUGCUUAUUCAUUUUCUUUACCACUAAACUGGAGAUCUUUGAAUUUAAUCAAAAAAGUAAACCGCAAAGGACCAUACAUUGGCCUUAUCACAGUGUUUCCACCAGAAGAGACUGCCUUUUUUCAGAUUGGGGCGUUUAAGCCUAAUCAAAAGCAUCCUUCUGUGGAUCUCUCAGGGCGGCGAUUCCUGGUGGGAAAGAUCCAUGACAAGAAAGUAGUCUAUGUGAGAUGUGGAGUUGGGAUGGUGAGCCAUGCUACUUCCCUGCACUUCCACCAGUUAGUCCCUUGCCAUGGCAAGGGGAGCCCUAGGGCAGGUACUAUUAACGUGAAUAGUGGCUGCCCUAUCCUCCCUUAG
Prunus armeniaca (apricot) is the source of this 411-nucleotide messenger RNA. NCBI's taxonomy places the organism in Eukaryota, Viridiplantae, Streptophyta, Magnoliopsida, Rosales, Rosaceae. The record is from the annotation of a GenBank genome assembly.